Oncorhynchus kisutch (coho salmon) is the source of this 1540-nucleotide messenger RNA. Its product is annotated as serine/arginine-rich splicing factor 7. Gene Ontology annotation, molecular function: RNA binding; zinc ion binding. The coding region runs from base 332 to 1105 and encodes 257 amino acids. The record is from RefSeq and is a predicted model, not a curated record. NCBI's taxonomy places the organism in Eukaryota, Metazoa, Chordata, Actinopteri, Salmoniformes, Salmonidae. The transcript has 9 exons.
UCCAUGAAACCGAAAGAGACUCGCUCUCUGGUUGGCGGUACUUCCUUCCCUGGGUUAUAUGUUAAACGUGCUGUUGCCUUGUGCGAGCAGCUAGCUAGGUCAAUACGGGAAAGGGGGGGAGCGUGGAAAAGUAUUUGCAGCUGACUGAGGCCAACUGGGAAACGGUGUUCAUUCACUAGCUGAACGGGGGAGGCGGGUAGCUAACGUUAGCAUAGCUAGCUGCAUCAAGUGAGUAUGGCAGCCAUUGUAUAUCGAUCCAAGCUGCGUUUUCGGCGAACUGUCUGAAAUCACAUUUUGGCAAGAAUCAAAUGCUUAGGUUUCAGAUUUUAAGAUGUCCCACUCGUCAUCACGUGGCUCCUCGCGCAACACUGACUGCAAGGUCUAUGUGGGUGACUUAGGCAACGGGGCUGCUAAGGGGGAGUUGGAGCGGGCGUUCAGCUACUAUGGACCUCUGCGCAGCGUCUGGGUGGCCAGGAACCCUCCUGGCUUUGCCUUCGUCGAGUACGAAGAUCCCAGAGAUGCUGAGGAUGCGACGAAGGGCAUGGAUGGCAAAGUGCUCUGUGGUUCUCGCAUAAGAGUGGAGUUGUCAACUGGCAUGUCUCGCAAGUCACGCUACGGCCGUCCCAGCCGUCGGCACUUCGACCCCAAUGACCGCUGCUACCAAUGUGGCGAGAGUGGCCAUUAUGCAUAUGACUGCUCUCGCUUUAGCAAGAGGGGAGGAGGCCGUCGCCGCAGCAGGUCCCGCUCACGAUCUCGCUCAAGGUCCAGGGGAAGGCGUUACCGCUCACGCAGCCGAAGCAACGACCGUGACCGGCGUAAUAGAUCCCCAUCAUACUCAAAGCGCAGAAGCAGAUCUGGGUCCCCAGCACGUUCCAAGUCCAGAAGUCCAGUGUGCAGAUCCAGGACCCCAGUCCGUCGGUCCAGGACUCCAGUGCGCAGAUCAGUAAGUCGCUCCCGUUCUCGCUCCCAUUCCCGGUCAGUGUCCCGCCCCAGGGCGCGGAGCGUCUCCAGAUCUCGCUCCAGGUCCCGCUCGGCCACCACCAAGAAGAAGAGCCGAUCCAGGUCUCCCAGCCAGAGGAAAAGCCCCAUACCUGAUGCUGACUGACCAUGGGGGUGAAACCGCUCCAUGCCCUGCUGUUCCCCUAUCCCCAUUUGCCUCAGGGCUUGAAGCCAUUUAACCCCUUUGUCCAUGUAUUUUGAUUUCUUUCUCCUGUCAUUUAGUUUAUUUAUCCCUUGGUGUUCAUCCUCUGGCUUUGGCAUUAUUAUUUCAUCUGUAUGUACAACAAAUUCCCGAACUGUACAUUUCAAUGGCUCUUUUUACAGUGGUGAUGUUUUUAGCUUUCUGUGCAUUUUGAAUUUGUUAGCCUUUGGCCAGUGUUAAUGGCAAAAAAAAUCAUUUUCUGACAUAUUUGGCAAUAUAUCAGCUCCAGUCGAGUGCAUUGAAGUGUACUCAUAGCUGUACUAAAAGCAGAAUGGUUUUAUUUCAUUUUCAAUGUAAAUGGCGGUAUCUUUUUAAUAAAAUGAUUCUUUACACUAGUAA